Molecule: messenger RNA, 1314 nt
Organism: Histoplasma mississippiense
Lineage: Eukaryota; Fungi; Ascomycota; Eurotiomycetes; Onygenales; Ajellomycetaceae
Exons: 4
Coding region: 1-1314 (437 amino acids)
Cellular component (GO): mitochondrion
Molecular function (GO): metal ion binding
Source: RefSeq, a predicted model, not a curated record
AUGGCUGCGGCUGCAGCCAAGAGCUUCGACUUCGAGUCUGCUGAGGCUUCUGGUGUGAAGAUCGCUAAUAGAGAGUUUACCUCACCUACCACCACUUUGUCGCUCGUUGCAAAGGCCGGCUCGCGAUACCAACCUUUCCCCGGCUACUCCAAUCUCCUGGAGAAAUUUGCGUUCAAAUCUACGUCCAAACGGUCAGCGCUGCGCAUCACCAGAGAGUCUGAGUUGCUUGGUGGGGAAUUGGCUGCGACUUACUCAAGAGAAAACGUUGUCCUUUCCGCCAAAUUCCUCAGCAAAGAUCUUCCUUACUAUACAGAGCUUCUUGCAGACGUAAUAACAAAAACUAAUUACUCACAACAUGAGCUCGAUGAGCUCAUCAUGAACCUUGUCAAAUACUCCCAGAAUGGCCUUGUAGCGAACCCAGCUGCUCACGCAUUAGACUCCGCACAUAGCGUUGCUUUCCACCACGGUCUUGGAGAGAAUUUGGUUCCUUCGGCCUCUUCUCCCUUCGGAAAGUAUAUUGAAGCGGAAGGAAUUGCCGCGUUUGCUGAGAGUGCAUACUCGAAACCGUCCAUUGCCGUCGUCGCAAGUGGUUCCAACACUGCUGAUCUGUCCAAAUGGGUUGGCGAGUUUUUCCGUGACGUCCCCACCGCAUCGAGCACAACCGGACCAUUUAGCCUCAAGGCAAGUGUACCAACAAAGUACUAUGGAGGCGAGGAAAGAAUUUCAAGCAAGGCUGGCAAUGCCAUGGUGAUUGCAUUCCCCGGGUCCAGUAUCUCAGGCAGCGGUGCUAGCUACAAACCGGAGCUCUCCGUGCUUUCUGCGCUUCUCGGCGGCCAGUCCACCAUCAAAUGGUCCUCUGGAUCCUCCCUACUCGCCAAGGCCACUGAGACACUCGCUGAUGUAUCCGUGUCGACCUCUAAUACUGCGUACUCCGAUGCGGGUCUCUUCUAUGUCACCGUCUCUGGAAAAGCACACAGUGUUGCGGCCGCCAGCAAAAGCGUUAUCGAGACUAUCCAGAAAGUAGUGGCUGGUAAGGUCAGCAGUGAAGAUAUCAAAAAAGCAACGGCCCUCGCAAAGUUCCGCGCAUUAGAGGCUGGGGAUAGCUCCUCAGUGGGCCUCGAAUAUGUCGGAUCCAGAUUGGCCCAUGGCGUCGAUAUAGUCCAGCUAUCUGAGAUUGGUCAGAGCGUCGAGAAAGUGACUGAACAACAGGUUAUUGCGGCUGCCAAAUCCCUCCUCUCAGGCAAAGCCUCCGUUUCCGCAGUCGGCGAUCUACAUGUUCUUCCCUUCGCUACAGAUAUCGGUUUGACUGUCUAG